This is a messenger RNA of Gadus macrocephalus (Pacific cod), 1189 nucleotides long. It is a transcript of the gene bloc1s1, whose product is annotated as biogenesis of lysosomal organelles complex-1, subunit 1. Gene Ontology annotation, biological process: endosomal transport. Bases 147 to 524 code for a protein of 125 amino acids. The record is from RefSeq and is a predicted model, not a curated record. The transcript is spliced from 4 exons. Gene Ontology annotation, cellular component: BLOC-1 complex. NCBI's taxonomy places the organism in Eukaryota, Metazoa, Chordata, Actinopteri, Gadiformes, Gadidae.
ACGUGAUUGGCUGACGAGAAGGCUAUCUGAAGUCUCGUGAUAGCAGAUCCAUUGUUGUGUUACGGCUUUAGAUUUUAGAUACAAGCCUGCCAUAUUAAAAUAAAUGUAAACACGAACAAUACAUCAUAAAAGUCACCGCUAACACAAUGCUUUCCCGUUUAUUAAAGGAGCACCAGGCGAAGCAAAACGAGCGCAAAGAGCUCCAAGAGAGAAGAAGACGCGAAGCCAUUGCUGCGGCUACCUGUCUGACAGAAGCUUUGGUGGACCACCUUAAUGUUGGGGUAGCCCAGGCAUACGUUAACCAGCGCAAGUUGGACCAUGAGGUGAAGACUCUCCAGGUGCAAGCCAGUCAGUUUUCCAAGCAGACGGCCCAGUGGAUCAGCAUGGUGGAGGGAUUCAAUCAAGCCCUAAAGGAAAUUGGAGAUGUGGAAAACUGGGCUCGGAGCAUUGAGAUGGACAUGAGGACAAUAGCCACUGCAUUGGAGUAUGUCCACAAGGGUCAGCUUCAGUCGGCUUCAUCCUAAGCAUGAGGAGGAUGGACGUGUCAUGAACUGCCAGCUUCAAAGCUGAAACCCCAGCUGCUCUGCAACAAGAGGCAUAUCAGAAAUAUGGAGAUCAGGAGACCAGCCCUCGUUUUAACACCGAUGACUUCAAGACGCCUGAUGCUCCCUGCUGAGCCCAGCUUGAAUUGUGCUGAAUACUGUGGUGUUCAAGGAAUAACUGAAGAAAUGUAUUUAUAAUAUAUGCAAGGCUGCAAUGUUUAUUUUCAAUAUAUUUAAUGUUUGGUACUCACAAAUCAUGUUCCCUUGUUACUUUAACUGCUGAUCAAUAUCUUCAGCAAAAACACAGCUGUGUUCAGUUUAUCUGCAGUAGCUAUGAUUGUCGAGGCAAGUGCACAAGUGGCUGUUAUGCAAAACGGAGAGCAAUAGUCAACUGUGACUGAGAAAUGGGUGAGAUGUGUGAAAUUGGAUUUAUUGACAUGUAGCUUUAAGAGGCCGUGAACAAGAUUACCUCUUGUGUUCUUUACCAUGGUAGCGCUAUCGCUGCUUGCCCUGAGGUAGGCUUUUACACUUUUAAUCCCUCUGUUCUGUAUUUUAUUAUUUUCUUUAGCCAAAGUUUGUUCGAAAUAUUACACAUCUAGCUGAAAGGCUAGCUGUAACAUCUUAAUAAACACGCACUAAAAAGUUAA